Molecule: messenger RNA, 2574 nt
Organism: Lepus europaeus (European hare)
Lineage: Eukaryota; Metazoa; Chordata; Mammalia; Lagomorpha; Leporidae
Gene: CRLF3
Product: cytokine receptor like factor 3
Exons: 8
Coding region: 53-1381 (442 amino acids)
Molecular function (GO): protein binding
Source: RefSeq, a predicted model, not a curated record
GCGCCCGGCACAGUCGGGAACCUGCGUCCGCAGCCGCUGGCCGCGCGGCCGGAUGAGGGGGACGAUGGAGCUGGAACCCGAGCUGCUGCUGCAGGAGGCCCGCGAGAAUGUGGAGGCGGCGCAGAGCUACCGGCGGGAGCUGGGGCACCGGCUGCAGGGGCUGCGCGAGGCGCAGAGGCAGAUCAGAGAGAGUGCAUCACAGACGAGGGGUGUCCUCAGACAACAUUUUAAUGACUUAAAGGGAACCCUUGGGAAGCUCCUGGAUGAGCGACUGGCGACCCUGUUGCAAGAGGUGGAUGCCAUUGAACAGGAGACCAUUAAACCCCUGGACGACUGCCAGAAACUCAUUGAGCAAGGAGUUACCACUGCGGAGGACUUGGUCCGAGAAGGUGAGGUUGCCAUUCUUGGUGGUAUAGGAGAGCAGAAUGAGAAACUGUGGAGUUUUACCAAAAAGGCUGCACACAUCCAGCUGGACAGCUUGCCAGAAGUGCCUUCACUGGUUGAUGUACCUUGUUUAUCUGCUCAGUUGGAUGACUCAAUUCUUAACAUAGUGAAAGACCACAUUUUUAAGCAUGGAACAGUAGCAUCUCGCCCACCAGUACAGAUAGAAGAACUAAUAGAGAAACCUGGAGGCAUCAUAGUCCGCUGGUGUAAGGUGGACGAUGACUUCACAGCCCAAGAUUACAGGCUUCAGUUCCGUAAAUGUACUUCGAAUCAUUUUGAGGACGUGUAUGUUGGUUCUGAAACGGAAUUCAUUGUACUGCACAUAGACCCCAAUGUGGAUUACCAGUUCAGGGUCUGCGCCCGAGGAGACGGCCGACAGGAGUGGAGCCCUUGGAGUGUCCCCCAGACGGGCCAUUCUACCCUAGUGCCUCAUGAGUGGACAACUGGCUUUGAGGGGUACAGUCUGAGCAGUCGAAGGAAUAUAGCCCUCCGGAAUGACUCUGAAUCCUCGGGGGUCCUCUACUCCAGCGCACCGACUUAUUUCUGUGGGCAGACGUUAACAUUCAGAGUUGAAACUGUGGGCCAGCCGGACAGAAGAGACAGCAUAGGAGUGUGUGCCGAGAAGCAGAACGGCUGUGACUCUCUGCAGCGCGACCAAGCUGUGUGCGUCAGUACAAACGGUGCAGUGUUUGUAAAUGGGAAAGAAAUGACGAAUCAGCUGCCUGCAGUUACUUCUGGGUCCACUGUCACGUUUGACAUCGAAGCUGUGACUCUAGGAACUACGAGCGCUAAUGAAGGCGGCAACUUCAAGCUUCGAGUAACCAUCAGCUCUAAUAACAGAGAAGUAGUUUUUGAUUGGUUGCUUGAUCAGUGCUGUGGCUCUCUGUACUUCGGAUGCUCAUUUUUCUAUCCUGGGUGGAAAGUGUUAGUGUUCUAGGUUUUUGGAUGCUUGGCUUAGGUUUGCAGCAUUAACUGUAGCUGUCCUCACUUUAGCUUAGCUGUGAUGGAUUAAAUAUAUAUAUAUAUAUAUAGUUUAAUUCAUCUCUGAGGCCUUUGGAAAUGGAAUGUGUUUACUGGAGUCAUUUUAUAAUAUUUUGGCAAUAAGGGACUUGAUUGUUGACAAAACCAUAAUUCAGUCACUUUUGCUUUUGGCAUUCUGCUAACGGAAGUAUUACAUCACAGAAAAAAACAGGUUGACUUUUAAAGUAUGACAAGGUACAGAAAGUCUAUGCCCUACCACUAUAUUUCUUCCUAAAGCUGGUUAUUAGAAAAUUUUAGUGUAACAUUAAAUCUCCAUCAAAGUCCAUAUUAAGCUUUAAAAUAAAACAACAGGAAUGGGCCAGGCAGAAGCCAUAGUUCUGUAGCAUCCGUGCAGCCCUCCGCGAGAGCGUGUUGGCUCUGUGUGCUGGCCUCAGGUUUUUGUAAGCAUGAAUUCUGUACCAUGUUCAGUCAUCCUUAACUCCCAAAAGCAACAGAUUAUUUUUUUUUUUAAAUGCUUGAGCACACGUCUGUGAUUGGCAGGUAUUAUCUUUAGUUAUUUCCUUACAUUUAGAUUCAAGGUGGGCUCAAGGAUUUUUCCAGGGUAUAACUACUUGUGGAGGUGGCGUGCACAGCAUUGUUAGCCAUGUCACACAGGGAUGUGUGUGUGGGGCCGCCCGGCCUCAGUGACGCACAUGUUGCUAUUUGUAGGUCUGCGCCGCAGUCCAGGUUAGGGUCAUUUUGAUAAAUGGUCUUUUAGUGGACCCAAGGAAAAAAAAAAAGAAAAGAAAAACCAAAUAGGGAAAGUACGUAACCUAUUUUUUUUAAAACUUAAGAUUUGUGUAAAAUAUUUAUUUGAAGGUGUUAAGAUGUAAAAAUAAUGAUGUUAACUUGCUUUGUCAGCCUACAGAUUUUUUAAUGUGAAUUUUUUUUUUCAUUUUUACCGAUAGGAAAGUGGGAAACAGGUUUGAUAUUUUUGUAAGAUAAUUUAUUUGGGGAAUCACGUUCCCUGUUAGACAAUCAUGAUCUUUUCUCCUUGUCUUUUUAUAUAUAAGUGAGUAACCUUUCACACUUGUUUACUGAUUGUUAAGAAAGUGAGAAUAUGGAUGCCUUGUUCAGUUGUCUGAAACAGAAUAAAAAGCUAAAAGUUAA